Messenger RNA from Dicentrarchus labrax (European seabass), 1915 nucleotides. Its product is annotated as T-box-containing protein TBX6L-like. NCBI's taxonomy places the organism in Eukaryota, Metazoa, Chordata, Actinopteri, Moronidae. Gene Ontology annotation, cellular component: nucleus. The transcript has 9 exons. The record is from RefSeq and is a predicted model, not a curated record. Gene Ontology annotation, biological process: regulation of transcription by RNA polymerase II; positive regulation of DNA-templated transcription; cell fate specification. Bases 75 to 1214 code for a protein of 379 amino acids. Gene Ontology annotation, molecular function: RNA polymerase II cis-regulatory region sequence-specific DNA binding; DNA-binding transcription factor activity, RNA polymerase II-specific.
GUUAGAGCACCUGAAAGCAGCACUUUGUCUCAGAACUACUGCGUUGGUGGCAACAGUAGGAGGACACAGUAACAAUGCAACAUAUCUCUGACCCCAAAUCGAAUCUCAGCAUGCGCCGGUCCCCACCAGCAGCUGACUCAUAUCAGCAAGGCUGCAUCAGGAUGACCCUGGAGAAUGCAGAUCUCUGGAAGUCCUUUCACAGCAUCGGGACAGAGAUGAUUAUAACAAAGCAUGGAAGGAGAAUGUUUCCACACUGCAGCAUCAGUCUAUCUGGGCUCCAACCUUUUGCCAAUUAUGUCAUCAUGGUGGAUAUGGUUCCUGUAGACAGCUUCAAAUACAAGUGGAAAAAGGAGCAGUGGGAGGUUGCAGGGAAGGCAGAGCCCCAGCCCCCGUGUCGGACAUACAUGCACCCAGACUCCCCUGCCCCAGGAAGUCACUGGAUGAAGCAGUCGUUGUCUUUUCUCAAGAUGAAGCUCACCAACAACACUUUGGACCAGCACGGCCACAUCAUCCUGCACUCCAUGCAUCGCUACUACCCCAGGUUUCAUGUCACCCAGGCAGACAGUCCUUACACUGUCCGCUGGGGCCCAUUUCAGACCUUCUCCUUCCCAGAAACGACCUUCACUGCAGUGACUGCUUACCAAAACCCAAAGAUCACCAAAUUGAAGAUUGACCACAACCCGUUCGCCAAGGGAUUCAGGGAGGGAGGCACCCACUCCCACAGUAAAAGGUGCCGUCCAAAUAGAAGCCCUCCUGCAAAAAGAGCCGCACUGGACAGGAAAGAGCUUUGCAACAGUCCUCCAGGCCUGCAGAGGAUGCCCUCCACCUCUCAGUCAGUGCAGCCAGAGAAGAAUCAGGCCUCCACGCAGCAGUCAUUGAAGGGGGGUGACCUUUCAGCCUGGGCUCUGGAGCAGGACCCAUCUGAGAGUCUACAUGCUGAGCCUCUGGCACUGCAUGACUAUGACUACAGCUGUGAAGAGCAGAUGGUGCCUGCAUCCGUCGCAUACCAGCCCUACAGAUCUGCGGAGUACGCCAGAUUUCCACUACCAUCCACUGACGUAGAUGCAUCGCAGACCCCCAACCACGCUCCUCCUCAUCCCCUUGCCACAGCUGAGCACAACGCACAACAACAUGGCUACUACCACCAUCCCCACCAACACAGCCACGCAGCGGAUUGGAGCCAGUACCCACUAUUCUCCUACUCCUGUUGGUGAACUUUGACCAGUUGCAGUGGUGACAUCAUUGACGGUGGAUUAAACUACUAAAGCCCUAAAGGAAUGGUGUUAUUAUGAAUGGACCCGCAACAGACACGCCACUCCAGCAGUUGUUAAAAGUGUAUAAUUGUGUAUAAAGUUUCAUGUAUUUCCAAGAGCUUGUAUUGUGUACGGGCAUCACUUUAAUUUUUCUCAGUUUCACAGGACAAAAAUCAUCUGAAGUAUGUUUUCAUCUCUUUUUAUUUGCUAGUUCAGUUUGAGUUUGCACGGUUGUCAGUGUAACAGUAUGUUUUUUGAGAUAUAUAUAUACUAUUAUUUGUACUGUAUCCAGUCAGCUGGGAAAUAAGUGAAAUUUAAUCUGCAGUUGUGAUGAAAAGAUACCUGUAUGUACUCUAACAGACCUUUAAUAAGAUAUCAUAUUGAGGAAUCAGAGGUUUAUGAAAAGCCUUUUUUUCAUUUGUAAUUACAUAAAAUACAAUUUAGUAUAAAACUGAACUUAAUGCAUAACAAAAUGUACUUUUAUUCAACACCAAACUGUGUGAACAAUUGUAAAGUUUUAGAGUCAUAUGUAAGUUGAAUUGGUAUCUGCAUCAAAAAGAAAAGAAAAAAACAUUGUAUAUGGGUGUUUAGAUGCUGAGGAAAGUUUUAUCACAAUAAAUGGAAAUGAACAACAAUGAAUAAACCAGUAUGACAUUCGGGAA